GGAAGGUGGCGGUGUUACAACAGCAAUACAUGGAAUCUAUUCAGAAAACCAUUAGGAAGAAUAGCGGAAGUGUGUGUUCAACAACUGUGUGGAUUCCAGGACCUCAUUGAUUUGAAAGAGUAUUGUAAUUGAACAUUCGUUUAUUUUUGACAACUGUAUUGCACAGACGUUUACAGAGAAACAACACCGGCGCGAUGAUUGUUAAGACAUUAUCGAACUUGCAUACACAAUCCCAAUCCUGUUUUCGAUGUCUUCGUGCUAAGAGCACAUUGUCAGCUGUCAUUGACGAGACUGUUAAUUCAGGACUGAUCCUCAAAUCCAUGUCAACAGACGUAUUUGAAAACUUAGCUUUGGAGGACUGGAUACAUGAUCACGUUGAUCUCCAAACCCGGAGUAUACUCUUUUUAUGGAGAAACGCCCCAGCGGUGGUAAUAGGUAGACAUCAGAACCCAUGGCAAGAGUGCAACCUUCAGGCAAUGAGACAGAAAGGGAUACCACUUGCCAGGCGACGUAGUGGCGGCGGAACUGUAUUCCACGAUUUGGGAAAUGUAAAUUUGACUUUCUUCUCGUCCAAGAAAAAGUACGACCGUCACAGGAAUCUCCAAGUCGUGACGAGUGCUCUGAAAGGACUCAGGCCAGACCUAGAUGUACGUGCUACGGAGAGGUUUGAUAUAUUGCUGAAUGGCCACCAUAAAAUUUCAGGAACCGCUGCUAAAUUGGGGAGGACAGCAGCAUACCACCACUGCACUCUGCUAUGUUCAACCGACAGAGUACUGCUAUCAGCAGUGCUAAAACCGACCUGCCAAGGAAUUCACAGCAAUGCGACGCAAAGCGUUCCAUCUCCUGUGAAGAACCUGCUUGAUGAGGACCCGACCUUGGACGCAGACACUAUCAUGGAAGCAAUCGCAUCACAGUACAACACAGAGUUUGGUUUCAGCAGCCCUAUAACAAAUGUGGAUCCAAGUGACGAGCUGCUCUUACCUGGCAUACAAAAAAUGGCCCAUGAACUGCUGGCAUGGGAGUGGAUAUUUGGAAAGACCCCUAAUUUCCGUAUCUGUACGACUUUUGAGAUGAAAGAUGGCACAUCUAUAUGCAAUGUUACUUUGAACAUGGAUAUCAAGAAAGGCAUAAUAGAAUAUUGUCACAUUGAUGUACCCUCAGACUGGCUACCCAUGGAGUUGUCUCAAGAGUUUUCUUCGCACCUGAUAGGGGGAAAGUGUUGUCCAUAUGAGAUGUCAGUACUUGCAGCAGAAUUGCUAAGGACAGCCUCACGUAAUAAGGAACUGGGAAGAAAAAUGUAUAAUCUGUGCAAAAAAGUUAUCUUCAUGAUGUGAAUAAAGCAGUUAUUUUGA
Molecule: messenger RNA, 1352 nt
Organism: Esox lucius (northern pike)
Lineage: Eukaryota; Metazoa; Chordata; Actinopteri; Esociformes; Esocidae
Gene: lipt1
Product: lipoyltransferase 1
Exons: 1
Coding region: 195-1334 (379 amino acids)
Biological process (GO): protein lipoylation
Cellular component (GO): mitochondrion; cytoplasm
Molecular function (GO): lipoyltransferase activity
Source: RefSeq, a predicted model, not a curated record